UCUCUAUCUCCGUCAAAGGAUUUAUAGCUGCUCAUCCAGCUUGCAAAGAAGAAGAUAGAAUACCUUUAUAAAUAUUAUCAAGUGGAGAAGAACUCAAGUUUCAUAGAUGAGUUUCCGAAGGAAGACUUUUAUAUUGCUUCUCUUGGUCGUGUUCAUGUCUUCCUGCAUUUCAGUUAUCAGUUCUGAGGAAGAAAGGAAGAUAACUGCUGUUGAGAAAUUGUUUGGAGGAUUUAGAGGUGGUUUUGGAGGAUCUAGAGGUGGUGGUGGAUCCAGUGGUGGAUCAGCUAGAGGUGGUGGUGCCAGUGUUCCUCGGAGUUCAGGCAAUGGUCACAGAACAAGUUCAGGAAAGAUGAUACCUGCAGUAGUGGCCGGAAGUGCUGGUUCUGCACAUGCCAGAUCAAAUGAGAGGAAGAACAAUGCAAUUGGCCAUGCACAACUCACUCACAUCUCAUUGGCAACUGCAAUUCUGUGUUUUACAAUCCUGCUCUUUGUUUGAAUUCAGCAAAUCUCAGGGAGACCACAACUGAUCUAUGAAUUGUUUCAGUUUGUAGGUGUAGCACUUUGUGAAGUUCUCUCAAUUUUCAUUGUUCAAAGCUUUAAGUUUUGUAGUUCAACUACUUUCUUUAGGAUCAAGAGUUCAAUUUAGAUGCUUAAUUUGGUACAUAUUUCUGAAGGAAAGAUGAGAAUAAGAACAUUUUGAGAGUUUUCUGCAACUAAAGGCUAAAAAUUGCCUACUUGUUAAUCCCAUUGAUAUUCCAAGUUGUUGAAUUGUGGGUAAAGAUUGAACUAGUUUACUGUUUGAAUCAAUUAUUGACAAUUGUUAUGCUUA
Messenger RNA from Dioscorea cayenensis subsp. rotundata (Guinea yam), 829 nucleotides. RefSeq names its product keratin, type II cytoskeletal 2 epidermal-like. The record is from RefSeq and is a predicted model, not a curated record. The transcript has 2 exons. NCBI's taxonomy places the organism in Eukaryota, Viridiplantae, Streptophyta, Magnoliopsida, Dioscoreales, Dioscoreaceae. The coding region runs from base 107 to 496 and encodes 129 amino acids.